This is a messenger RNA of Funneliformis geosporum, 636 nucleotides long. NCBI's taxonomy places the organism in Eukaryota, Fungi, Glomeromycota, Glomeromycetes, Glomerales, Glomeraceae. The record is from the annotation of a GenBank genome assembly.
AUGUCACAUUCUUCCCAAACCACUUUAUCUUUAUCGGCGCUACAAAACAUGUUUAAGAAAAAGAUUUCUAUCAAAAAGGAAGGCGAUGGAAAUGAAAUUCACAACUUUAAAUUCGUUCCUAGUGAUACUAAAAAGGACAUCCACGAAGUAAUUUCUAAAUGUUUCGAAAUGGAUUGUUAUUCGCUUCGUGAUUACGAAGGAAAUUUUAUUACCGGAAGUUAUGAAUCUUUGGAGAAAGAUAAAUCAUAUGAUAUAAUCGAUCGUAACGAAAGCAAAUUGAGAAGUUCUCAUACCUAUCACGAUGGGACUAACGAAAGUAUCAAUUCUAGUGGAAGCAAGAGCAAUGAAAUUGAACAUGUAAAUCAGCAAUUCAUUAGUCCUCUUUAUUCCCAUCCAUCACAGGAAAAAAAACGUAAAACCAAACGGUCUAAUGAACCAGCGGAUAAUAAUCCAGGUAAUCACCCAAAGGCAAGUUAUAAAAAAAAACCAAAGUCCACGCAACAACCUAGGGCUUGCUCAAGGUGUCGUCGUAUCAAAAAGCGUUGCGAUCGACAAAGACCUUGCGGGCUUUGUGUCAAAUCAAGCUUGGCAAACGCUUGUGACGUCACUAAAAUCGGCUACAAAGAACAAAACUGA